Silurus meridionalis is the source of this 2736-nucleotide messenger RNA. It is a transcript of the gene agfg1b, whose product is annotated as ArfGAP with FG repeats 1b. Gene Ontology annotation, molecular function: GTPase activator activity. The record is from RefSeq and is a predicted model, not a curated record. The transcript has 11 exons. The coding region runs from base 233 to 1411 and encodes 392 amino acids. NCBI's taxonomy places the organism in Eukaryota, Metazoa, Chordata, Actinopteri, Siluriformes, Siluridae.
GACCCCAGUGCACUACUUAGGGCGCAAAAAUACAGCAAUCAGCACUCUAUCUAGUGCACUAGGUAUGGAUUAGAGAGUUUUAUUAGGACCGAGCCUUGUGUUCCCUUCCACACACACACACACACACACACACCCGGAGGGAGCAGAGAGGAGCAGAGAGGAGCGGCAGUGUUUAUGGUGCUGUAACAGCGGGUGUCAUUAACACUGUAUUAGUGCCGGAUUGGGUUCCAUCAUGGCUGCGAGCGUGAAGCGCAAACAGGAAGAGAAGCACCUGCAGCUGCUGCGGGAGAUGACCAGCCGCCCCGCCAACCGGAAAUGCUUCGACUGCGAGCAGCGCGGCCCGACCUACGCCAACAUGACCGUGGGCUCCUUCGUCUGCACCACCUGCUCCGGCAUCCUACGGGGUCUGAAUCCUCCACACAGAGUGAAGUCCAUCUCGAUGACGACGUUCACGCAGCAGGAGAUCGAGUUCCUACAGAAACACAGCAACGAGGUGUGUAAGCACAUCUGGCUCGGGCUGUAUGAUGAUCGCAGUUCUGCAGUGCCAGAUUUUCGAGAACCUCAGAAAGUGAAAGAGUUCCUCCAAGAAAAAUACGAGAAGAAACGAUGGUAUGUUCCUCCAGAGCAGGCGAAGAUGUUGGCUUCUGUUCAGGUUCCUCGCUCAGGAUCUCCGGCGAGCAGCAGCAGCACUCCUGAAGUUCCACCUCUCAAAACACUGCAGCUCAACAAAACUCCAUCCAGCCAGUCUCCAGUAAUGAGUCGUUCUCAGCUUCAGGAGAAGAAGUUUGAUCUGUUAUCAGAUCUGGGUGGAGAUAUAUUUGCAGCUCCUCCGUCUCACAGUGCUGCUCCAACAAAGUUCACCAACUUUGCACAUUUCUCCAAGCUGUCAGGAGGGGGCGUGUCAGCUCCACCUUUACCCAGUGUUUCUUCUGAGGAUCGAUACGCUGCUCUGGCAGAACUGGACUGUGCUCUCGGCUCCACUCCACAGGGUGCGUUUGAUGCUGUUUCAGGCUCUGCCCCAGCCCCGCCCCAGCCGGUGAUUCCCAGCAUGCAGCAGGGUUUUACAGGGUCCACAAAUCCGUUUGUCGCUACGGCAAUUCCUCCGGAGUCGAUGUGCACAAAUCCGUUCCAGACCAACAGCAGAUCAUCAGCCACAGGUAGUUCUAUGAGCAUGCCAGCUGGUUUUGGGAAUGCCCCCAGUUUCUGCCUGCCUACCAGUUUCAGUGGUAGUUUCCCACAGCCUUUUCCCCCGGUGCCGUACCAACAACAGCCCAACGGUGGGUUUCCUGUUUAUGGUCAGAAACCUCAGAUGAGUUACAGCCAGCCCCCCGUCUCCAACAACCCCUUCAUGGGUGGAGCUCCAGCAGGUCCGUAUCCCACCGGUGGAUCGUCCACUAAUCCAUUCCUGUAAAACACAGAGCUACAACACACACACACACACACACACACACACAUAUGCACACACACUUUAUACUCACUGCACUGACACUUCUAGAGAGAGACGUGUUCUGAGUUCCAGCGCUGUUUUUAGCUCGUCUUCGUCCUGAUGAAAGUUGCAGAAGAGGAUGGUGGUGAAAGCUGGAGGACGUGGACGAGGGUGGAUUGAGAGCGGUGUUGGAACUCGGUCCGUACAGGAGAGAAGCAGCAGACGGUCUUCCUCUGUUCCCCGCUCAGUUCCCGUCACGCUCCACAUCUGCGCUCCAUCCUAUUUAUGGCUUUCACUCAGCAAUUAAUAUUAAUAAUAAUAAUAAUAAUAAUAAUGUCGUAGGCCGAGCAGGUUGUUACUUACCGCUGUUUACAAUCCUUUUAGAAACACUUUAUUUAUGAUUAAAAACAGGAGGUGUUGAACUCAAGCAAAUUUGAAGCAGCAGUUCGAUCUGUUCCACAUUGUCCCACUGAUAGUUUGUUACUGUUCAGGGUUUGGUAUUGGAGCUGGUCGGGGUUUGGUAUUGGAGCUGGUCGGGGUUUGGUAUUGGAGCUGGUCGGGGUUUGGUAUUGGAGCCGUUCGGGGUUUGGUAUUGGAGCCGUUCAGGGUUUGGUAUUGGAGCCGGUCGGGGUUUGGUAUUGGAGCCGGUCGGGGUUUGGUAUUGGAGCCGUUCAGGGUUUGGUAUUGGAGCCGUUCAGGGUUUGGUAUUGGAGCCGGUCGGGGUUUGGUAUUGGAGCUGUUCAGGGUUUGGUAUUGGAGCUGUUCAGGGUUUGGUAUUGGAGCUUUAAUGCUAAAGGAAAGUUCUAGCCUCCAUCUGUCUGAUUGGUUGGUGUGUUUUCUUAUUGGCACACAGGUGUCUCUAAACAUGGACAGUAGGUGGCAUCACACACGCACAGAAACACAUCAGUUUUAUCAGCAGAUUCAGGUAGGGGGCGUGUCCUUUAUAUAGAGGUGUGGUCUAAGCUUAAAGAGGCAUUCCAUUAGAAUAAUUGUAAGUGUUCAUGAUAAACCUGAAGGUUUGAAGCUCACGUGGGAACAGGGACAGUGUGGAGAUGAUCUUCGGAUGAAGGAUGUGUUUCUGGGGACAAAUCACUGCUUCUGAAAGAUGUUCAGUCCUCUAAAGAAGAUCCAGAAUGAAGAGAAGAUCAGCACAAAGCAGAUGAGAGGAAAAGAGAAGGAUGUGAUGGAGCAGAGACACGGGUUCCUGCGUGAUCUUCACUCGCUGACAGAAACAGGUUCCCUCUGUAAUGUGUGUAUAUAAAUAUAUAAAUACAUAUGUAUAAUUAUUAUAUUAAAGAUUUUUAACUACU